Aplysia californica (California sea hare) is the source of this 10233-nucleotide messenger RNA. RefSeq lists its product as uncharacterized. NCBI's taxonomy places the organism in Eukaryota, Metazoa, Mollusca, Gastropoda, Aplysiida, Aplysiidae. Gene Ontology annotation, cellular component: centriole. The record is from RefSeq and is a predicted model, not a curated record.
AAGUCGGUGUGGCGCCCACGCCCCAAGCGGUGACAGCGACCUCUGUGGACCUGGACGACUUCUUUGGGACUGCUGGAGUGACGUCAUCGCCAAGGUCACAGGGCCAGUUUCCUGCCCUGGACAACGUGGACUUUGAGAGUGACGAAGAGGGUGCAGGCGGCCAUGAUGAUGGAGAGAGAGAUGGUGGCAGAGGAGGAGGAGAUAUGGGGGAUGGAGAGAAGGAGACAAAAACUGGCGAGGAGGAGGAGGAUGGUAAUGGACUUGAGAAAGACGGGGAUUAUGACUCUGGGCAGCAGCAGCAACCUGUGGAAGGUGCAGGUGUUCCCCCGAGAGGCGGGCUGGACACAGACACUCUGGUGGAGGCGGUGGCCUUCCUGCAUGAGGACGGGGAGGGGGAGGACGGCUGCAGCAAGAUCGCCAUCCUGGAGCAGGGCCGGGCGGGGAGCAGCAGCGGCGUGAACCGCUCCCCUCAGCACCAGGAGUACCCGCUCAACUACCAGAACUACAAAGUGUGCAAAGAGCUUCAGCCGGGCGUUAAGGAAUGCCUUAUCCUAGAGACUGGGGAGAAGUUCCUCAGCUUCUCUGGUAAUUGUCCUGGCGGCUGUCCCUCAAGUGACAAUGAUGCAUCCCAGAGUGGGCCACGAUCUGUGUACCUCGUGCAGUCUGAGCGUAGAAACAAUUCCACCACUGUCGGAGAAAGGCUACUGGAAAGAUCGGUUAAUGGCCACAGUGGCAUGGGAAAUUUUUCUACAUCUCUGAGAAAUGUUGACCCGGAAACUGGUGGAUUUGGAAAAGUGGAUGGUGUGCUUGAGCUUCAGAGUCUGCAUGGUCUCGAGUCCGGAUCGGGAGACCAUUACUUGCAGUCAAGAGAACAACAUCAUGUCGACGGUAGUUCCUUAUCAUCGGGCCAGAAUCUGGUUUGGGUUGAUCAAUCGGAGGCUUUUGCCUACGUAUCCUUGCACAAUGCUCAGGAAGAAUCAUCUGCAGACGCUGAAGAGAUGUCGCAGAGGCUGGGUGGUAGUCAGCAGGCGUACAUCACGGACAAUGGGAUCCCUGUCAUCCUGGACAAUGCGGAGGACGACACCAAGUUGAGCCUGCAGGAGCAGAUGUGCCGGCUGGUCAUGGGUGUGGGCCCGCCCGUGCUGAGAGACACUACUACAGCAGAGUCUGGCUGCUGUGGGGGCACUGCUAGGUCCAUGAUGGCCCGGAUGGAACCUGAUCUCAGCGAUGUGAAGCCCAUUGGAAAGAAGUCCAAGAGAAAAAAAGAUAAACAGGAGAAAUUUUAUGAGCUGCAACCAGACAUAACAAUUGAAAGUGUGGAAGAAAGUGCCUCUAUGUCAGAAACUGACUCUGUCAUUGUUAGUGCCAAUGUCAAUAACAACAACAACAAUAACAGCAACGGUGAUGCCAGACAGGGCGCCAACCUAAAUAGCAGCAAUGAUGAUGGCAAAGUUGAGGUUGGUGAUGACGAUGAUGAUGAUGCUGAAUGCGUAGUUAAAGAUGAGGUUUCGCCUGCGUCAGUUGAGGAGGGAGACCGGAACAACAGUGCUGGUUCAAGGCUCGAGUCGGGUCGGCCAUCUACGAUUGAGGAGGACGGAGAGGAUAGUUACGCUUCUACUCUUCUUACGUCUGCUGGCUACCACCGGUCUCCUGGCGGCUCCUAUCGAUAUGACCACGACAGAGGCAGCAGCCCUCGUUCCCGACGCCAUGACCUUUCACAUUCCCCUGGCGGUCAUGCCUACUACAGCUCGAGGGGAAGCAGCUUUCUGGACAGUCAGCAUUACAGAUCAGGGGACAGCUCAUCAUUCUACAGGUCAGGAGAGCUGAGCUCAGUCGACUCAUCGCGCUUGUCCACUCGGUCCACAAGAAUCGAACGAGGUGACCCCAGAACAAGUCAAGGUCGUUCUGAGUCCAGCAUGGUGCCCAAGUUCAAUACGCUUCAUGACCAACAGGUGAGCUGGCUGGAGAUGUUCAAGAUGAUCGAGCAGCAGCACAGGACGGAGCUGCAGUCGCAGUACAAGGAGCACCAGCAGAUCCUGAGGGACAUGCAAAGGAACAUGGAGCAAGAGCUGAGUAAACAACAGGACACGCUGAAGCAGAGGUUGUCUACCCACAGGGAGAUCCUAGAAGAGCUCUCACCAGGCCGGAGGUCUCAGAAGCACCACAGCUCACCCCGGGACAGGAACCAGUCGAGACACUAUGACAUUCGUGAGUCCGCCAGCCAGCGGCCAGCUGAUGGUCAGGUGUCAGCCACCAGCCAGACCAGCUUGCAGGGUGUGCCCGUAUCACUCAGGAACCCACCACCCCUGUCUGGAUACCAUCAGGACUACAGCAGUAGAAAACCGUCAGACCAGCUGCCCUUGAAACGUUCACUGGAGCAUGAGAUGUCCUCACCAUCCCGUCCCGCCGAUACCUCCCUCAACCCGUCCAAGACUUCCGUUGGCAAAGACAAACAGCUGAAGGGUGGGGUUUACAGCAGCCCCAUGCCCUUAGCCAAAGUGAAACACAAGGAGCCGCAUCAGCCUUAGAGAAAAGCACGCGAAGCAUCUGUCCGACCUCCGGGCCUACUACGAGGAGGAACUGCGAGAGAUGAGACAGCUGCUUUCCUCCAAGCAGGACCGCGAGGUGGGAACAGCGACCGACAGCGGCAACAGUGGCAGCAGCGGUGGUGACGGGGCAGCAACGGCUGCCGCAGCGAUGAAUGCGGGAGAGAGGAUUCUGGUCAACGAGAAUCACGAGCUACGACAGCGCUGUCAGCAGCUGGAGGAUGAUUGUCAGGAUGCCAAGAUCCAAAUCCGAGAGCUUCAGCAAAAGAUGCAGGGCUUGGAAAUCCGAGCAUCUGACUACGCAGAGCGCUACGACACCACACAGUCCCAGGUGUUGAGCCUGAGGUCUCGGCUGGAGGAACUCACAGAGUUUGCCAAGGAGAAGGAGAGUCGGGCCGGUGAUCUUGACUCGAAGAACAAGCGACUGGGAGACAGUUUGCAGAUGGCUUACAAGAAAGAGAAAGAGCUGACAGAGUCUUUACACAGUGCCAAGACAACAAUUCAGAGGUUGGUGGACAAGUACGAGACCUUGGAGAAAGACCAUCAACUGCUCAAGGAGAACAUGUCUACCACAGAGGGGAAACUCUUCAGCUCUAGAUCUGAGGCCCUGGAGAGCAACAACAAACUGUCUCGGCUGGAGCUUGAGACGAAACAACUACAACACGACAACGAGAUUCUCAAACACGAGCUGGCACUUGCUCGCAGCUCCACCAUCACUCGCACUAGCUAUGAGGACGCCUACCAGCCCAGGGGUAGCCCCAGCUCCAAGAACUCUCGUAGCCCUCGGCAGACAUCUCGGCCUGUACCAGAAAGGACAUUUCGAAGUUUGUCUCGGGAGAGACAGGAAACUUCCACAGACCAGUCGCCAGAGUCGGAGACAGACAGUGAAUUCACAAGGUCUCCUAUCAUCAGAGCGGAGAGGGAGUUGAAGAAGUUGCAGCACUCCUUGGAUGGUGGCGAGUUCGAGCCCAAGCUCCAAAGGAAGUUUUAUGGCACAGAGUUGUCAUCUGGAAGCCACAGAGCAGAAUUUCCUAGCUCUCCAAAUCGCUCAAACAAGUCUGGCUAUUCAGCACAAGGCCUGAACAAUGUAACAGCUAAGGACAGCAACAAAAGUAAAGGAAUCCUACGGAGGGACGGUGCUACCACCUCCACCACGGCCAGUGCCCCGUUGUCGACAGUUCGAGGACCUGGGAGAGGAGAGAGUGCCAAGGUCAAAGAGGGGAGGUUGUCGGGGACCCGCAGUCCCAGGAGUAAAGAUUUGAGCAACGCGUCCAGAAAGCCGGUGUUUGAGAACGGUCUGAGCGGCGAGCGGGCAGUAGAGAUGACCAAGUCGGGUGAGGUGUUGGCGCGGCCAGCCUGGGAAGACGUCUACACUUCGAUGGCUCGCCCGUCAAACACCGGGAACAAAUCCUCCAACCUGAAUUCAACAAGGGACCAAAUGCUGCGGGAGCGCCUUCAGAAUAUUGAGAACCUGGAGCGGAAAUAUGACGAUCUUCAAAAUGAUAAGCGAAAGUUUGAGUCGGCCCUGAGCAAGCUACCGUCACAGGGACACCGCCGAGAGAAGGACCGCCUGGAGACAGAGCUUGACCGGCUGGACAGAGAGCUGGGCUCAGUGCGCAUGUCCCUCAAGAGGUUUCAUGUGCUCAAGUCAACGAUAUAGCAGCUCUCCGAGUUCUCCGGGGAAAAGUUUUGGAAAUUAUAACUCUGGAAAGAGCCAUGGAACUUCCAGUAUCUUAAUCCUUCCAUAUAAAGCAGUGAGAAUGAAGAGAUAUAUAUAGAAAAUGUAUCAGUAGUUUCUGUAAAUGCUAUUACUUCUUAUCUCAGAGGAGGUGAAGCAGAUGGAUGUGCAUGUACAAAUAUGAAAUGCUUUUAUGCGCGGGAGGUUGUGGGGAAAAUGGCAUUAAGAAUGCGGAUACAUCAUAGAGAAAUGAAUAGUUCUGUGGCAGAACUCUGUGCUUCUUGAAAUUAUAACAUUGAGAAACUUGAGUUUCACAGACAGUGCUGAUGUAUCCAGAGAAGUGCAUAUCCCAGCUCAACAGUAAGCUCUAUGCAUUUUACGAUCUAUAUUAUUAUCUUAGAACACCCAGAAGCAUUCUCAGCUACCUUGGAAACCUACUGUGCAAGUAGCUAAUUAAGUGCUUGAACGCUUACAAACUGACAAGAGGUUUCAUUGUUUAUACCUUGGUACCCAUUCCCACCUGGGCGAAGUGAGGAAAUUUCGAGUAGAGUGCCUUUCCUAAGGACAUAAAGUUGGGGCCCUGAUGAGUUUUGAACCCACAACGUUUUGGUUGCAAGCCCAACAGCCUUAUCAUUAGACCGCUGAUGUCACCCAAACUCACAAAUAUACAAUGAAGGUGUAGAACCCUAGAAAGAGGUGUGAGGUUAGUUCUGGGACCAAGAGGAUGAAUCCACACGAUAAGGCUCAGAACUUGGACCAUGAUAAAGGACCGAACUUAUUUUGUUUCCUUUUGAUAUCUGAAGCGUGCUGACAAAAUAAGUUACUGCUCCGUUUUUUGCCUCAUGGACACUGAUAAGUGAAAUUUAUAGGUCGAGUUUUUACAGUUCAUUAGCAUAAAAUGACGAAAGACAUUUUGUACUUCUAGUUCAGCUUACUGACUGGGCAAGCCUUGCCCAUCUUCCAAUGCUCAGAGAUCUCCAUCUCUUUCAGCCAACUGUAAUCCUUCCCUUCAUGACAGCUCCUGCAUGUCUGUCGUAUAUUGAAUAUGGUGAACGAAGAUGCCGUCCUUCUGUACAGUGUGCGUUCUUAAAUGCACCCUACAGGAUUUCAUUAAACUGACUGUUCUACAAUUGCUUUGAACAGUAUUUUAUCAGAAAAUUAAGGACAGCUUUGAAAUGUGCUAUAUUGCAUAUGUGCCAGUCACGUAAAUCUGUCAUUUUGAAAAGGACUGCAAAAUGACUGAAUCUGUUCACCGUCCUGGAUUGCAAAAAUUAAUUGCGGUAAAAGUUGUUUUUUUAAACCCAUCCUAUGUAACAAUGGGAUUAAAGUAUUGUUUGAGAGUUCCUAAGACAGGUUUUUAGCUGCCAUUUCAGUUCUUUUAAAUACAUGCAGUGAUAUGUGCAUUUUGCUAUCAUUCAAAUUAUAUAAGUAAAUAAUUUCUUUUUUAACGAAUUAUUAAGUGCAUUAUGGUUUGGGGGGUUUUUAUGCGCCCUGUUAAAAAUUCCAGUUUACCGUAUUAUUGAUCUGUUAUUAAAAUGUUGUACUAGCAGUCAUGCUGACGCACAAGUCACUGAAAAUUACUCUUCUUUCAUCAAAUAACGAGAAGACUCAUUGUUGUUAUCUACUUUUUUAAAUGGUGUGAAUAUUUUCUUUUGUAGAAAUGACCUAGUUUCUACCUAGGGCAAAGUCAAAUCUUCCGUAAAAUUUCGCUUUGAUUUUAAACACAGUUGGUUUUAUCUAUGUACGUUUCUUGGUCUGUGGGGCACAGAUGAUCCAUUUUAGAUUGUUUUUUGUGUUGCCACUUUCUCUAAGCAGUUGUGCCUUAUUUCAGAUGGCGGCCAGACAAAUAUAUGCACCUAAUUAGCAAUAUCAGUUGAUUUGGCUUCAAGAUAAUCCAAGUGUACUCCUGCAAGUUGACUUUUUUCUCCUUGAACAUUGUUUAUAAGUUUCUUAUUCAUUCGGUUUUUGUAUAUAUGUCAUCAAUCCAUAGUCCUUGUACGUAAAGUCUUCUUACUUGCCUGCAUAUCAAAAUACUGUUUUUAAAAAAUGUAUUAAAAAUACCCCCCCGUCUUUUGAGGAAAAAAGAACAUUCAGCCUUAAACAUUAUACAGUCUUGCACACACACAUAGUGAACACAAGCAUAGUGAACACACACUUUUCCUACAGUUUUUAAAAGUCUUGAAUUUUGUCUUAUCCAUGUCUUUCCUUUGUAUUACAACAUUUAUACAUUGUGGAAUUAGUAGGUAAUGAAACGGUUUCCGUGUCCCACCGAUUUCAGUUUGUGCAUGCUGGGCUGUAUGUUGUUUUUUUGCGACAGGCUGAUGUGGAGUGUGUAAAAGAUUCCGUAAAAUUUGUUUAAAGUAUUGUUUUUUUCCUCUUGUAUUUUUGUUGUUUCAGGUAAAAAAUAAAGUACUGCCCACUUGCAGUGAAAUUACUUGAUGAACUUAAAACUUCUUGACAAUCCUUUCUGUGGCUUUAGUUUUUUGUUUCUUUUGACAAGACUACACUUUGCUUGAAAAAGAAACCAAAGUUUUGGUCCUGUAAAUUUAUUGUAAGCAAGCUCAAUUUGAAAGGAAACUGUCUCAAUGGUUUAUCGCCUUUCUUUUUUUAAUCUUCAAAUCAGGUCGUCAUUUACAUAAAUUUACAUGAUUUUGUCACGUGUGGUAUGUUUCUUUUAUUUGUAGCUUUAUGCGUAGGGUUGGCUUUAUCUUCUAUACUUGUUUUCGUACAGCUAUGUACAAAGAGGUAAUAUGUGCUACAUAGGCAUAAAAUUCUUUCUAAGACUAAGCAAAAGAAGCAGGUUUGUGUUGGUCUGUGUCUUUGGCAUUUGUUUGUUUGACAAACCCCCCAUGUUGCAUGUUGAUGGAUAGCUAGAGGACCUCACUGGAAAUACUAAAAUUGAUAAUCAUUUAGAUAAUUUCUAGAGUCCCCAUGUCUGUACUAUACGCUUUAGUUCCUUUACAAUACCUUCAUCUUCACACAAGAUACAUGUGAAUGAACAUGGAUACAUAAAUACGCUCUUAAGAGUAAAGCUCUCUAAAUUAACACAAUCGAUGAUGAUAUAUUAUGAACAUAAGAGUUCUGUACUCGAGGACUUAACUAUCAAGAGGGCAUUUCAUAAGAUUCAUUUUAAAUUUACCUCCGAUAGUGUAUUCGUCAGUAUUGUGGGAAAGAGUUUCAGAGAGAUGGAGCUUACUAGAAGAGAAACGACCUCCCGUCGAGGUUUUUUUAAAAACUUCCAUUCACUGGUGUUCUAAGCAUUUCUUUCCUGGCCAGUUGUUUAUGUACCUCAUCUUGUGCUCCUCUUUAUGGCUGUAUUUUCACAAACUGAUAAUAUUUGUUGUGGUCCUGUUUUUUUCUGUCGUUAUGUCUUUUACACCAUCAUGUCAAGUCAGAGGAAUGCAGCUUUUGUUUUCGUGUUGUUCACAGUGAGUGAGUGUUUAUGAUCAGGACGUAUAUUUACCUUCAAUGCAACGGAAAUGUUUUCUUGAACCGUCAUCAGAAACGAACAGCUCGUCUGUUUAUUGACUCCUUCUGCAUGAAGUGCCUUGUUUCUUUCACCGCUUCUAGGCAGGUUCGAAUUUCCUGUUGCCACUGGGCCACCAACGUGUUUUGACUUUACCUGAGGGCAUUUGUCUUCAGAGGGUGGAGGAGUAAAGCUAUUUAUGGCUUCACAUGUGUUUGAGAAGCAUGAGAAAGUUGACAUACUGGCGUCCAUAGUGUAGUGUUUAGGCACUUCACCAUUGCACACAAAAGUCCUGAGUUCGAUUCUGGAGUGGGAAGAAUUUAUUUUGACUACCUCGGUCUUUCUGAUGUGGUGUUGUUUCCCUCUCAGCCUGGGUUGCCCUGAAAUGCAGAGUAGAUCCCCACCUCCUAAAUGAUCUCAACCCCUUGACUCCUACAUCUUGAUUACUAUUAUCCCCCAUCCAGGAAGGCUGUCAUUGAAGCUCCUUUGUCAAUGGAAACUCAUUAUUGACCUCCUUGAUAUCUCCGCUGCUGCCUAAUUUUGAAUAAGCCAGCAAUCAUCGGUUAAAAAAUGUGACCUACUACAUCUUGUUCUCUCAGUUAGCAGUCAAAGUUGUGUCAAUGGGGGCGUCUAAAAUGCCUACAUUUAAAUAUAGAUUUAAGAGCUGACAUGUAGUUACAGCGCUGUUCGAAUGGGAAGAUGUUUGUUAAGUUGUGCAAGUGUUGUCUUCUACCCUUUCUUUUUCUCUCUUCCACCCCCUCCCUAUUUUUUCCCCUCUCUUAGUCAUGAAAUAUCUGUGAUACACUGUUUGUACAGUUGUGGCCUCAUAUUCAUAAUAAUGAUAAUAAUAAUAAUCAUUAUUAUAAUAUUUCUUAUUUGUAUAGCUCCUACUCACAUGUACAUCCAGUUCUAGACGCUUACCCCAAAUUCAAGUACAAUUCAUAUAUAAUGCAUGAUGUUGUAGUCGUUUGUUCUUAUGGAUAUAUGCCACCUCUGAGUUUCUUUGUGGCUGAUUUUGGUUGUGAGCACUCAUGUGUACUCUUGUUCUUUACAAUGUUGAGUGUGUAUGGAUCUCUCUCACAUUCUCAAUUAAAAACUACAAAAAGAGAUCAAAGCAUAGUCUUUUUUUUCAAAUUCCUACUGCUCAACACAAUGAUGACAUUGAAAGAUGAAACUUGUUUAAAAUAACCUCUAAAUGAAUAUUUCAGCAGUUCAUGAUGUAGAUGUAAAACACAAAAAUGUUUUUAAAAUACUACACAUGAAAGUAACAGUAGUCUCUGGGGUCUUAAUUUUCAGAAAGGAGGAAAAUGUGACAUCACCAGUUUUUUCCCCUGCAGUCUUCAAUUGUCACUAAAAGUUUGACAAGUUUUUGCCUGUGGUAAAUAGUUGUCAAAACGUGGCGUGAUUGAGUCCUGAUUGUUCAGUAUAUUAUGCCAGGCAGCUAGAUAAAGGGACUUUGUUAUUCAAUUUUUCUUUAAUUAUACUUCUUGCUGCUACUAUAUAUAUGAAAGUAAGAUACUAGUUUAUGUAUGAGAUGCAGAUGGGCAUAUGGAUGGUGCUCUUAUGGAACCUCGCUAACUCAAAUAUGUGUAUAAUUUUAAAAAAUUUUUUUGCAACAAGUGAUUCCUGAUACCUCAAUACACAAUGUGUAUAAGUAAAUAUUGAAUCCAGAUUCAAAUUAAGAAUGCUCAAAAACAUACUUUAAAUUCUGCAUGCACCUGGCUAUCCACCACAACAAAAUAAGUGAUCCGUUGAACCUCCCUAAUGCUAUAUAAUGAGUUUUCAUCAGACAGAGCGCUGGUCGAUCGCCAUGGGUCAGUGAACUUCACUAAAGAAUUGAGGGACAAAGAAGUUUUCACACACGCGAAACAUAAUAGCUCACUAGCUGGCCAUCAGGACAUCAAGGAACAACCCAGAGCCUGUUAAACAUGUGCAUGUAAAGACAACCCAAAGAUAGAGAGGUUAGAAUGGAGCAACCAAAAGCUAAGUGUGCUCUGUUCUAACAUCGCUAACACAUUAGUGAGGUUCAGUGGAGCAGCGCUUGAGACGGAGAGCCCCGCUUAACAAAGGAUGUUUUGUCGCUAACUCAGAUUGCUCAGUAAUGUGUUCUAGUAAAUCUCACUUCUUUCUUUAUAGAAUUUUGUCUAUGGCCCUUGACAAUACAUUGACAGAAUUUGAUUUCGCAAGUAUUAACAUUAAUAAUGUCAGAGAGUCUUUUGUCUCUCUUGUAAAACUUUAAAAUUCGAGUUAAUAAAGUUCUAACAGAGCGCUAUGUCUAUAAUUUUAGUCAGCUGCAGAGAAUAUGCUGCUGAUUUUAUCAUGUGUAUUUGAUGGUACUGAUUUUGCAAACGUCUUCAAAUAGUAUUGAAAAUGCUCGUGUCCAUAGAUUUGUUGAUUUAAUUUUAUGCUAGUUUUAGUAUGUGUUGAUGAAAUGAGAAGUUUUUAUGAGCCUUUUGCCUUCCAACAUUGGCCUUUUGAGUAGGGAAAUGUUCAUACUUGUUCAAUCAAAACUGUGUUUGGAAUAAAGGAAUCAUAAAUCAGAA